AUGCUGCUCGUAUUGGUGAUCCCUGUUCCAGAAGGAAUAUUUCCAACUCCCAACCUGUCACACUCAACCUCGCCGUCCAGCAAUCUCAAACCAAGCAAAGCGGGAAUCCGAUCAAUCGAAAAGAAACCUGUCGAUCUUGUUGGGCCAGCUACCUCAAGUUGCACCGGAUUACCUCAUGAACAACCUUUGACUGACCCACAAUCUUUCGCUUGGGCAAACGAGAUGGCCUCCUCUGAGACUGAGCGUCAAUCAACAUCUAAGAAGCGAACACCAGUACCACAACCCGUCAAGAACAGCUCCAACAACAUUGCUAAGCAUCAGAAGAAGGUUACUUUCAUCCACGCCUCACCUUCUCAGUCUACUGACACAUCUGUGAAGUGCAUACCAACUUCGGAAAUCGGUGAUGCUGAUGAUAGACAAACAGAAUUCUACCCACUUGAAAACUCGUACACCACCAAACUUACAAGCACUUCAUCCCCCAUCCCCAAAUCCGGCCAACCGUACAUCAAUGCAGCUCUGUUAUCUCAUCGCCAUAAAAAACACCAUACCCCUCCAAUGUCGCCAAAACCUUCUUCUGAAAUCCAAUCAAAUACUUUAAUAAGCUUGACCACCGAUGAAGAUUUUACGUCACAAGAAAGAAAGAUACCUCAACCUCGCGACUUGAUGGAGUUCUCCGACCUUGAUUUGUUUGAGACCGAAAAUACAUUGGUUGGACGAGACAUACCGCCCAUUACCAAUACUCCACAAAUGGUUUCUGGGGUCGAUAUUUUUCUUUUGGAGAGACAACGCGAAGAAAAAGUAUCAUAUGGUCAAUACUCAUACAUUGUUUGA
Melampsora larici-populina 98AG31 is the source of this 831-nucleotide messenger RNA. RefSeq lists its product as uncharacterized. NCBI's taxonomy places the organism in Eukaryota, Fungi, Basidiomycota, Pucciniomycetes, Pucciniales, Melampsoraceae. The record is from RefSeq and is a predicted model, not a curated record. Bases 1 to 831 code for a protein of 276 amino acids. The transcript has 6 exons.